Messenger RNA from Darwinula stevensoni, 1500 nucleotides. The record is from the annotation of a GenBank genome assembly. Lineage: Eukaryota; Metazoa; Arthropoda; Ostracoda; Podocopida; Darwinulidae.
AUGCCCCGGCUUAAACCUCGCAUUCUGAUUUCCUUCCUCUCCCCAAUCCUCGUAUUAUUCUUGGUAUUCAAUGUUCAAGGCCAUUUUGAACGAGAGAGAUCUCGAUUCCCUCUCGUCCUCCUUGUGUCCUUCGACGGAUUUGGGCAUGACUAUUUCGAGAAGGCAAAGACACCGAAUUUCGAUUUGUUGAAGAAGGAAGGGGCGUUUAUUCCCCGUCUCACUCCCGUUUUCGUCACCAAAACGUUCCCAAAUCACCAGUCCAUAGUGACAGGACUCUUUGCUGAAAGUCAUGGGGUCCUGGGUUCCAGCCUCUACGAUCAGGCCAAUGAAUCUCUUGUCGAUCUCUUCAGUGAUGGAGAGUUUUAUGCUACAAAGAACUCCAAAGCUAUACCUGUGUGGACACUAAAUGAAGAUGCAGAUGAGGGUAGGAAAAGUGGAGUGGUGGCAUGGCCAGGAUACAACUUCCAUUAUGGAUCUAAUCACAGACUUCCUACUCACUCCAUGUCCUUUGCCAGUAACUUGACCUACAGACAGUGGGUAAAGAGCAUGGAUACUGCUAUCAGCUGGUUUGAACACCACACAACCCCGGCCAAUCUGGUUGUGUUUUAUCUUGCAGAACCAGAUACCACAGGCCAUUUAUAUGGCCCUGAGUCAGAGCAGGUGAAGGAAAAGAUCAGUCAGAUUGAUGAUCUAGUUGGUCAUAUGGUAUCCAAGUUGAAAGAACUUGAACUCUUGAGUGAGGUGAAUCUGAUCAUACUCUCCGAUCAUGGAAUGUUGUCUGUCCCACGCAAGAACAUCAUCCACCUCCGUGAUAUUGCUGAUCCCAGAGACUACCACAUCGCCAAUUCUUCUCCCUCAUUAUUUAUUUAUCCUAACCCAGGUAAAGAAGCAAAAGUACUGGAAGCCUUCAAGAAAGCUUCGAUGCAAAUGAACUUUACCUUCUAUGAGACAUGGAGUGCUCCAGAUCAUUGGCACUUCAAGGAAAACCCCUAUCUUCCUCCAUUCUUCAUUAUUGCUGACAAGGGCUAUGCAUUUGAUGAGGUUCCUUGGCUUGUUAACUAUAAUGAUGGGCAGGAAUUUCAUGGGGUUCAUGGCUAUGACAACCUUAUGCCAGAGAUGCAACCAUUCUUUCUGGCCAGAGGACCUGCAUUCAAGAAAGGCUAUGUGGGUUCAUCACUGGAGAGUGUUGAUAUUUACCCACUACUCUGUCACCUCCUCCAAUUGACUCCAAAUCCAAACAACGGAUCUUUGAUUCAUGCUUUGCCACUUCUCAUCCAACCUCCUUCCCACAUCUUCUCUCUCAUUGAAAUUAUUGCUGCAUAUAUGCUAGCCUGCUUUGCUGUGAUGAUAGCAGCUUGCUUUGUGCUUGGUGCCAUGUGGCAGCCAAGAACCAAGUCAUCUGUUGAAACAUAUAAUCUCUGGAGCAGGAAUGGAGAGAAAGAAAGCAAUGCUGAUGAAAGUGUCAAGCUACUUGUCAAUGAGGAUGAUGUCUCACCUUGA